Molecule: messenger RNA, 1753 nt
Organism: Talaromyces proteolyticus
Lineage: Eukaryota; Fungi; Ascomycota; Eurotiomycetes; Eurotiales; Trichocomaceae
Product: putative monooxygenase
Exons: 4
Coding region: 1-1695 (564 amino acids)
Source: RefSeq, a predicted model, not a curated record
AUGGAUGAAGAAAGCUUUGACGUUAUUAUUGUAGGCGCUGGUUGGUACGGGCUCAUCGCUGCAGCGACGUACUUGCAGCUAGCCCCUGACGUCAAUCUCGUUAUAGUUGAUAACAGUGCCUCAAUCGGUGGUGUUUGGAGCAAGGAAAAGAUAUAUCCCAACCUUUUCGCACAGGUUGGCCAUGGCCUGUUUGAGUAUUCUUUUUACCGCAUGAAAAAGGAAGGGCUCACACCGGACCGAUAUAUCUCCGGUCAGACUAUUCAUGAUUACCUGAAUGGCUUCGCACGCGAUUAUGACCUAGUUCGUCGAAUACGGCUUAAUGUACAAGUUACCAAGCUUGACCAUUUGGAUGGGUCUGGAUGGCGUCUUUAUUGUCAUGACGGCAAAACAAUUCGCGGAGACAAAGUAAUAUACGCCUCCGGUGUGUCUUCGGAUCCAUACACUCCAACCAUCCCUAAUAAGAACUUUACGAAACCGGUAAUUCAUUCCUCCCAAAUACCAUCCUCUCUUGAGGCCCUCCAAGGGCCCGAAACGCGACGCGCGACAGUUGUUGGCGCAGCGAAGUCUUCAUACGACACUGUAUUCUUGUUGUUAGAAGCGGGCAAAAGUGUCGACUGGAUUAUCCGCGAAGAAGGCGCUGGUCCACUGGCAAUCAUGCCUCCUCGUCUUCUUGGCGUUCUCAACACUGUUGAUGUUAUGGCUACUCGAGCUCUGGCUGCUUUCAGCCCAGCUAUUUGCAACACCCAUGGCCUGUGGUACCAAUUUCUGCAUCGGACCAGAGUUGGGCGAGCCAUGACCAAGUUCUUCUGGCGAAAUGUCACCCGUGCUGCAGAGCAUCAUGCUGGGUACUCAAAAAAUGCGAACGCAGCCAAGCUGAGACCAGAGCCACAUGGAUACGGCAUAUUCUGGUGCAAUGCCGGACUGGGACUUGCCAGUGUACCAAAUUUUUGGAAGGUUUUCCAUGCAGGCGAUUGCACUGUUCACCGCACUGAGAUCGCUGAAUUAUCUGACGAGAAAUUUAUCACCCUUGCGAACGGCGUCAAGAUUGAGAGCGAUUACCUUAUUCUCUGCACAGGCUGGACUGCUAACCUAAGUAGCUUCGACGAGCCACUCCGAGAAAAGAUCGGCCUGCCCUCGCAGGCUGACUUCAGCAAGGCGUGGCAAAAGUUGGACAUAAUAGGGGAAGAGAAUGUCAAUAAAUUAUUACCAAUGCUGAGGAACCCUCCAGACACAAUGCGACGCACCUCUGAACGGCGUCCCUGGCGGCUGUACAGGCGUCUGAUCUCUCCUAAUCUGGCUGCUCAAGGCGACCGGUCGAUUUUCUUUCCAGGGCAGAUUCAUUCCGUAUACACACCGCUGGUAGCCGAACUGCAAGCCCUGUGGGGAAUUGCCUUUAUGCUAGGCUUGAUCGACGUCCCCGAAAAAGACGACAUGAAAGUCGAGAUUGCCACCUGGAAUGCGUGGACCCGAAAGCGAUACUUGGAACAGGGACGAAAACAUGCCUAUUCUAUCUAUGACUAUCUUGCCUACAUUGAUACCCUCUGCCAGGACCUUGGUAUCAACACGCGCCGUAAGAGCAAUCCAAUAUCCGAGAUGUUUACCCCAUAUCGGCCGUCUGAUUAUGACGGGUUGAUUAAAGAGUUCUUGCAGGCGCAAAGACAAAGGAGCUCGUUAAAGGAUAGUUACCACGACUAGGUAAUUACAAUACCUUGACAUUGAGGUCCAGGGUGAAGCUUCAAAUGCUCUGUUAGGC